AUGCAGACAUAUCCAACAUCCCCACCGGACUACAGGAAAGCGAAUGAAAAUCGCAUGAAAACGGAGUGCUAUCGGAGGGACUAUGAUCGCGUUUGCUCCAUCGGAAACAGAAAUGAUCAUUAUUCUCCUGAUAACUCAUAUGAAAGCUGCCACACGCAACACCAUUCAAAGCCUUUUACAACUGGAUUAACGACCGUUUCUUCUACUCGAGAAAGACCUGGACCGAACUGCGAACCAGAUGUAAUUUUAGCUCACUUGAACAAGAAGGGAACAGAAGAGAGUAUAGGCACACCUUACGUUCACAGACGACCUGCGUUUCAAUCCUUUGAUGAUGGUAGCCUCUCGCUAAAAACACCAGGAACAGGAAACGCGUUUGAGAAUAUUUGGCAUGCUCGCCAGCAUCCAAAGCGCAAGCCGCGGAUACUGUUUUCGCAGUCGCAGAUUUACGAGUUAGAAAAUCGAUUUAAGCAGCAGCGUUACCUGACUGCACAAGAAAGGGAAAUACUCGCUGUCAAUUUGAAGAUGUCAUCUCAACAGGUUAAAAUAUGGUUCCAAAACCGGAGAUACAAAGUCAAGCGACAGACGCAAGACAAAACCAUCCAACAGGCAAUGGAACCCCAGGAAACGAUGGAAAGUCGGCAGACAGUCGCAGCUUGCUCAAUUGAUAGAAUGGAAAUGGACAAUUGCUUGUAUCCUGAGAAGAAUAUUCAUAAUCGCAAUGCUUAUCCUCCAAUAUGCCCUAAUAUAGCCACGAUGGGUCCACGGCUAAAAGGAAAUGUCUACACGCCCAACUGCUGUCGCAAUAUGAGGUGUUCCGAUCCAUGUAUCCGGAGUAAUACGGAUGAAAUUUCUACAUCAAGUGGACCUAUUCCUUCAGAGGAAUCAAAUUCAUACGCGUGGUCUGGGGUUCCAUUCGUAAAUCCUUCAGGAGCCAACAACAAGAACUUGAUGCCAACCAUGAGUUUGUUUGACGCGAAUAAUGUCAUGAAAGGGAGUGGGCAUUACUCGACAGGUUCGAUUCCUGACCAUAUCCGGACAUUUCCCCCAAUGUCGGUGAACUUUAAAGAGGAUUAUUCGAGACAUGGCAUCAAAUGUGGUGAUACAGCCGCAAACGCAAGAUUAUCCAACAUGGCAGAUCGUUGCCAAACCACCACAUAUACGAAUGACCAACUCGUUACAUCCGCCUCCGGCUUGAUGCCAUUUGAGCACUUAUCAACUGCGGAGAUUUAUCCCAAAUUUAUGGCAUAUUUUGCUGUGACGAGGUUGUACUCCACAGACUCUCCAGGUUUGCCGAAGUCCGAUGUAAGAAACCGAAUGUCACUGCCUGCGAUAGAGGAUUGUGAGUCAUCCUACACGGAAGACCCGUCAUCCAUUCCUACGCAACAGUUCUAAUAGUGCAGCUUACGACCUCGAUCAAAAGAGAGAAGGGAAAUAUACACAUGUGACCUUUACUUACUUUGUUU
This is a messenger RNA of Dicrocoelium dendriticum, 1463 nucleotides long. The record is from the annotation of a GenBank genome assembly. Lineage: Eukaryota; Metazoa; Platyhelminthes; Trematoda; Plagiorchiida; Dicrocoeliidae.